Messenger RNA from Paramuricea clavata, 4935 nucleotides. The record is from the annotation of a GenBank genome assembly. NCBI's taxonomy places the organism in Eukaryota, Metazoa, Cnidaria, Anthozoa, Malacalcyonacea, Plexauridae.
AUGAGCGAACUGGAAAAUGACGAGGUCAAUCGCCAGCUUUGUGCCGUGGACACUUUUUCUUGGUCACCCGAAACUCAGGAGCAAAUUCUGGCUGAAUGGAACGACUGGCAAAACGAAUCGGAGAAGUCGGGGUUAUGUUGUUCUGAAUGUGGCAAAACGUUUACACGGUCCAACGACCUAAAGCGCCAUACUAGACGAAUACACACUGGAGAACGACCAUUUAAAUGUAUAGAAUGUGGUAAAGAUUUUGCGUCUCGUAACAAGUUGAAACGACAUGAAAAAAUCCACAAGGAGAAGUCAUUGGAAUGUCAUAGAUGUCAUAAGAAAUUUAAUCGCAAGGUAGGUUGAUAUUACAGGACUAUUGUGAAUUAUUUCGAUUCUAUUUGAUAUUGCAAGCUUUUCCUUUAAGGACAAAUUAAACGACCACAUCAAGACGCACGAGAAACGUGGUGCCGAAAGGGAAUAUACAUGUGGUGAGUGUGGUGAGGUGUUUCGAAACAUAUUCCCAUUCCAAGCCCAUCAACAUGAUGUCCAUCAAGUUGGCCGUGGGAAACGUACGAAGACGUCGACCGGGCGAACGAAGAGACAAAGAAAUGAUGAACCAGGUAUGUAUAAAUGAAAAUAUUUCGAUUACUAACUUUGUAUUUAUACAGAUAUUUUUUUCUCUUUUAAGAACCGCCAAGACCUUCGACAUCGGUGAACGAAGGUAAGAGAGUAUAUUCUGUGUAAUAAUUUGAGUUAAAAUCACACUAAUACAUUUUUUCUCCUUUUCAGGAGCUUCCACUUCUACAGUGCAGUCGUCAACGAAGGUAUGAAAUUCAAUUUUUAUACCGUAUAUAGUAUAUUGAUUGUGGUGAUUUGCUGUGUAUAUCAAUAUAAUGUUAAUUACUCGGCUUUAAAACAUUGCCCGGAGAAGGACUUUGAGAUCCUAACGUUUACAUUUGAAGAAUAUUUUCAUGUUGUUUCACUGAUGUUUGUGUUUUGAAAACCUGAUAAAAAAUAAUCGAGUAAUUUUUAAGCGUGGGUUUAUAGUGUGAAAUUUGCAUUUUCCUAAUUAUUCAUAUUAGACUUAUGUUCAUUUGCUUUAGAACUAUUAAUUUAUAUCAUUGUACGAACAUUUACGCUACAUCAUUUUUAUAACAUUCGCUAGCGUUUUAUAGUGAGGUAAAAAAUAAUCAAGUAAUUUUUAUAGCGUGGGUUUAUCAUGUUGCUAUGUGAAAUUUGCAUGUUACUAAUUUAUUCAUGUUAGACUUAUGUCGAUUUUUUAUGAAUCGGGUGUUUGUAUGACAAAAUUAGUGCGAAGCUCUAGACAAAAAUAAAGAAUCGGGUGUUAUUUCUAUAGGACCCCAACCGUUCCCUCAAGACCCCCUAUUACCCCCAUCUAACCUGCCUUCCCAACUUCACCGAGAUGAUUGGCGUGCUAUACGUACGCGACAAAGCCGAGGCAACCGAGUGCAAGAUUGGUACAACUAUCGUCUAAGCUCAGCGAAUAUGGGUCAACUUGUCAACGAUAUAGACCGUAUAUUUGAAGAUCAAACCCCGGUCUUUAAGUUAAAUCUCUCCUUUGGUUUCGUAUUGUUUAACAACGAGACGCAACAAAUGCAAUACCACCACCCCUCAGCAAAUAACAACCGUGUCUUCGACUACCCAUUCCAGAUCCAUAAUCGCGAGGAUUUGGUCCAAGUGCGUACAGCAUUGGAAAACAUCGACAUUCAUGAAUGGGCUCGACAACAGCGUCCCAACUCCAAAUGGAUUGUCAUGGAUUUCACCAACGUUACCUUCUACGUCACCAAACUUCGAGACCAUCCCAUAGGUCGCAGUGUCCGACUACCCAAAUACGUACUGGAGAGCCGCGCCAUCGUUUCGCUCGACUGUAAUGAGCAAACGGGACUACCAUACUAAGACAAACUUUGUUUCUUCCGUUGUUUGGCCCUACACCGUGGUUGUCAUCCCCAUAAUUUGGAACGUGAUACUCACCACUUCUAUGAACAAUAUUCGGAAGAUGACGAUUUUGACGGUGUUACACUAGAGGAACUACCUGAACUGGAAAAGUUAUUCGAACUGAACAUUUAUGUGUAUCGCCUUACAGAGUUACAUGACGAGGACGAAGACAAGACCUCCAUUGUGGCUCAACUCAUACAGCGCUCCCACCGUAGAUAUGCCAAUUCGAUGUAUCUGAACCUCUACGGCAGCCAUUUCAGUUAUAUUAAGAAUUUGGCCAUGUAUUCCAAGUCCUACUGUUGUUGCAAAUGUGACAAAAUGUGGAAAACGGCCAAAGCCUUGAACAAGCACGAGCGAACCUGUGAUGGAAGUAUACGUCAUAUCUUCCCUGGUGGUGCCUACAAAGUUCCACAAUCUAUCUUCGACUUGUUGGCCGAUGAAGGAAUCGAAAUCCCUGAAGACCUCAAGUACUUCCCUUAUCGCGUCACCUUCGACUUUGAAUGUUAUUUUAAACAUACAUCUAACCGUUCAAGAAACACCGAAAAACUCACGUGGCAAGCCGAACAUAUUCCGUUGAGUGUCUCUGUAUGUUCGAACGUCCCUGGCUACACCGAACCCAAGUGCUUUGUUUCCUCUGGUGACACGAGUAAAAUGAUCCAAGAAUUCGUGGAAUAUUUGGUAAAAAUUAGUCAAGAAAGUUAUGUCUUGUUGUUGGAUCUGUUUGCGGAUGUGUUUCGUCAAAUUGAGGAACGAGUUAAUCAGGUAUAAUUCACACGUAUUAAAUUGUUAAUAUAUUUCUUAUCCUUAAUAUUUUUUCUUAUAUCUUUAGGUGGGGGGAAACGCUGAGAUUAUGGAAGUUGCCGCGGGGGAGGAUAAUGAGGUAAAUUAUAGGAAGGUUAUUUUUGCACUUAUAUUCUUUAUAUUCUAAUAUAUCUUAUGUUUUAGCAAAAUACAGAGGAACAGAUGAUAGAGGAAAUGGUGGGAUGUCUGAUGGGCAGUGGCGUAGCUAGCGAAAUUCGAAAGGUCCUGCUCUAAGACCCACAUAAUCUAGUGGGGUCUGGGGCAUGCUCCCCCGGAAAAUUUAUAAUUUUAGAAGUCUGGAAUGGCCAUUUCCUGCGAUUUCACGGCGAAAUACUCCAAAGAGAACAUCAAAACAUUGUGUGAUUUAGUGGAAAAUUUUUUAUAUUUUUUUAGAAAAAAAAUUUGUAACUUUUUGAAAUCGUAUUUCCAUAUUUAUCAUAUUUCACUAUAUAUAUUUUUCAACUUAAAAAUUUAGCUAAAUAUAGUCAAUUCAUGUAAGAGGAGAAUAUCAUGUUUUCAAUACACGUCUGUAAUAUGAUCUUUCACUUGGUCAACGUGCAAUUGCGUAACUCAACAAUUGUUGUAGUCACUGUUGAACAUACAACACUAUAUAUACGGUUAGCAAUCCUAGCAUUCGUUAAAAAAUUACUACGUUUGUUAGUAUGAAAAUUACUUAGUUUGUUAUUAGUACGUUAUUAAACUGAGUGGUAUCAACUACGGACCACUACGCUUGGCACUCUGAUUGUAUAAUUCAGUACGCUAUGCCUAUGGGCUAUGGCUAUGGUAUUUAAUAAUAAAAUUGCCGUAGCGUUUAAAGUAAAUAUAGUGUAUUAAAAUACGGCCAAAUAUCUACAUAAAUAACAGUCAUAAACUUUGUAAAUCUAAAUUGGUAGCUAUAUCAUUUUUAAACUCCAUAUAAGCGCUCGUGUUUCAUGCAAUGCAUAAAGCAGAUGAACUGGCAAAUAAUACGUUCAUACGUUAUAUGAAUACGACACAAAAUACACAAUCGAUUCUGUUGACAUGCAUUUCGUGAGCUAAAAUAUCUUAGCAGAAGCCAGAAAUUAUAUCCAAAUCACAAUGGGCUUCCACGCUGGUUGAUUUCCAUAUUCAUCACUUGAGUAAUCUUGACAGAGUUAGUAAAAAGCGGGUUUAAUCACGCGGAAAGCUCGCAAGAAAAGACAAUGCAAGGCCAAGUCCUGCCAUUUCGAGAGAGCAGGACUUCGUAUUUGUAAACAGCCAGUUUGAGCAUGCGCAGACCUAAUUAUCCAAUCAGAAAGCAAGAUUUCUUGUAUGAAGUUACUAUGAAAUAUACUAGCAAGUCCUGCCAUUUGAAAAUGGCAGGACCGAAACACGAGCGUGUGUAAAUCACUAUAUUGCCCGGAAAUGAGCUUUUGUAGAGUUGUAGUUGCUAGGUAACAGGGACGGUAAGCUGUAAAAUUGCGUAAAUGUAAUGGAAUACGGAAAACUUUUAAAAAAUAAUAACAAAAAAGACGAGAAAAUGAUACAAAAUAACAAUAUGAUAAUAAUAAAUUUUUAAAGCUUCAAGAUAAAUAAAGUAAUGUUUUAGCAAGGAAAUUUUGGGAAAUUUUUAGUCCUGCUGGGCAGGACAAGCAGGACCGCUAGCUACGCCACUGACAGCAAAAGAUGUCGAGAAUAGGUUGUGGCAUUCGAUAAGAAAGACAAAGACAAAACUGAACGAAAGGAGGAGGAAAAGAAGGCAAGCUAAGCUUGCAACAAACCAAAGUUAAACAUCCUAUGCCAAUGGUAUUUUUAAUGAAGUUGACCCCUUUGACGCUUUAUCAUCUGAUGACGAUGAUGGUGGUGACUAUACAUUAGCUAGACGUUUGGCUAAUAAUGAAUCUGAGGACAGUGAUGAUGCACCAUUGUCAGUUCUCAUCAGCAGCAAACAACAAAAGUGACUAUUUGGCAUUCUUACACUGUUAAGUGUUGAGUUUGGACAGACAGGUACAUUGUACCCGUGCAUUAACUUUAACGGUCAUUUUCUCAAAGACCGAAUUUUGCUUACCGUCUGUUCCUUAAGGUGGUCUUACACAACGCAAAGUGUGGUGUUGAGUGAAAUUUGCCAUUUUAAUCAUUUUAACAUACAGUCCAAAUCUAUCAAUUAUAAUUAGAAGAAUUGUCCUCAUGUGUUUUUUUUUUAUCUUUCCAGGGAAAGACGCCCAAGUAGAGUGA